UAUAAGAGGGCGCACGAGCUGCGCGGCGCAGGAGCCGCCGCCAGCGGAGGGCCGGGCGCAGCGGCCGCGGCCGGGGCGGGCGCAGGGCCGAGCUGACGGGGGGGCGCGGGCCCCCCGGGAGGCCGCGGCCACUCCCCCCCGGGCCGGCGCGGCGGGGGAGGCGGAGGAUGGAAACACCCUUCUACGGCGAUGAGGCGCUGAGCGGCCUGGGCGGCGGCGCCAGUGGCAGCGGCGGCAGCUUCGCGUCCCCGGGCCGCCUGUUCUCCGGGGCGCCCCCGACGGCCGCGGCCGGCAGCAUGAUGAAGAAGGACGCGCUGACGCUGAGCCUGAGUGAGCAGGUGGCGGCGGCGCUGAAGCCUGCGGCCGCACCACCUCCAACCCCCCUGCGCGCCGACGGCGCCCCCAGCGCGGCACCCCCCGACGGCCUGCUCGCCUCUCCCGACCUGGGGCUGCUGAAGCUGGCCUCCCCCGAGCUCGAGCGCCUCAUCAUCCAGUCCAACGGGCUGGUCACCACCACGCCGACGAGCACACAGUUCAUCUACCCGAAGGUGGCGGCCAGCGAGGAGCAGGAGUUCGCCGAGGGCUUCGUCAAGGCCCUGGAGGAUUUACACAAGCAGAACCAGCUUGGUGCGGGCGCGGCCGCCGCUGCCGCCGCC
Messenger RNA from Piliocolobus tephrosceles (Ugandan red Colobus), 656 nucleotides. RefSeq names its product transcription factor jun-D. Gene Ontology annotation, molecular function: transcription factor binding; DNA-binding transcription factor activity, RNA polymerase II-specific; RNA polymerase II cis-regulatory region sequence-specific DNA binding. The annotation marks the transcript as partial. Gene Ontology annotation, cellular component: transcription regulator complex. The transcript has a single exon. Gene Ontology annotation, biological process: regulation of cell cycle; regulation of cell population proliferation; regulation of transcription by RNA polymerase II. NCBI's taxonomy places the organism in Eukaryota, Metazoa, Chordata, Mammalia, Primates, Cercopithecidae. The record is from RefSeq and is a predicted model, not a curated record.